ACAUCUGGCAGCUGGCCGUGGAUGGGCUCUCUACAACGGACUACAGGAGAGCACAUAUGUGGAUGUACAUUGAUUGACGAAAAUUGGGCGAUAACAGCAGCUCACUGCAUUGAAAAACAUUAUGAUAAUGAACUUCAAAUAUUGUUCGGAAGUACUUCUUUGGAAAAUCUUUCCCCAUAUCACCUAGUCGUGAAAGUGGCAAUGAUUUUUCCACAUCCUAAAUACACUACGACCACUGAAGGUUACGACAUUACCCUGCUGAAGUUAGCUAAAGGUGUGCCAUUUACGGAUUACAUCCGUCCAGCUUGUUUGUCUUUAAACCAAACUCAGUUUCAGUCUGGUCACAGAUGUUUUGUAUCUGGUUGGGGAUUUGAUGGAACAGGUAAGUUAGUAACUAUUACUCUUUUAGUGGCCGUUUUCUUCCGAAGACACAUUGACGGAAUUCGUUAACAAAAAAAAAUUUCUUAACAAGGGAAGUUAAGACAUUUGUUCAUACAAUGUUAAUGGUCUCUCUUUGUGGACUGCGGAAUAUUAGGCACUAAUAAAAGAAAAUUCACUUAGUUUACUUAUUAUUCACAUACAUAAAUUGAAACAACUUCUAUAGUAUGUAGCAUUUCAAUAUGAAGUAAGCGAAUUAAUAAAUACCAGGUAAUGACUGGUAUAAAAUCAAAGAGGUAAUCUAGGACAGAAAGGGAGGCCAAAGCUUAUUAGGCCUACCUAUAGUAAAAUUAGUUGCAAAUGAGGCCUAAAAGCUAUAUAACUUUAAAUUAGUAAAGAAACCGGUUUUAACACGGAUAUAUACAGUCAACGAAAGAAGGAGACAAUAUAUUUAUAGACAUGUACCAGAAAAGACAGUUUAAUGUGAGUGUGAUAUCCACAUCGAAUAUCAGAAACAAUUCCUUCCAUCAUUUUGAAGCAAGAUAAAAGGCCUAUAGGCCUAAACCAGUAGACAUACAACGAUGUUACGUCGUUUGAAUUACCAAAUCAAAAUUAUACGAACGAAAUAAAACAGAAUGCUUCAAAAGUGCGUUCAAAUUAUGUUAUUGAAAUGUGAAAUCUAACGGUUGUUACACUUUUUCUGAUGCACUUUAUCUCAACAAUUUUGUUUAAUCAUAGUUCAUUCAGUAUGGUAUCUAGUAUUAUAAAAGUACAGUGUAUGUGUGGGGGUGGGGUUGUGCAAACUUUAUACCUUAAAAAAGUUCGAACCAAAAUUUACUCAUAAAGAUUAGCACAUUACAGGUAUUAUUACUUUGACUUGUUGGUUACUUGAUUUAUUGGUCAGAAUAUGCUUAAAUAAUGAAUAUGAAU
Anneissia japonica is the source of this 1308-nucleotide messenger RNA. RefSeq names its product serine protease 27-like. Gene Ontology annotation, biological process: proteolysis. The coding region runs from base 22 to 450 and encodes 142 amino acids. The transcript has 2 exons. The record is from RefSeq and is a predicted model, not a curated record. Gene Ontology annotation, molecular function: serine-type endopeptidase activity. Lineage: Eukaryota; Metazoa; Echinodermata; Crinoidea; Comatulida; Comatulidae.